Molecule: messenger RNA, 929 nt
Organism: Armigeres subalbatus
Lineage: Eukaryota; Metazoa; Arthropoda; Insecta; Diptera; Culicidae
Gene: Mic26-27
Product: MICOS complex subunit MIC27
Exons: 3
Coding region: 152-862 (236 amino acids)
Biological process (GO): cristae formation
Cellular component (GO): MICOS complex
Source: RefSeq, a predicted model, not a curated record
CUGUACAUGAACCUGUUCCUAGUUCUUGGAAUCGCCUGUAGGUGGCGAACGAGUUAUUUUAUAAACGUCAAAAUCAUAUGUUUGGCAAAACAAUUUUUCCUCCUCGCAAAAUUUUGUCGCGAAACUUUCAAAAUUAUAUAAUUUUUCAAAAAUGAUGAUCCGUGGUGUGGGCUGCGGAGUCCCGUUUGUUUUGGGAGCUGCUGCCGUCGUGAAAGCUUCAGAAAACACCGGCACCCCCGUCGCAGGAGAUGCUAGCAAAGCAACAAAACCCAUCGUUUGUAAGCCAUCGGAGCUGCCCCUUUACCGGCCAAUCAAUCAAAAAGUAACCUGCGAGUGCGAAGGCCACAAGGAGAGCGUUCCCUCCAAGCCCGUUCAAGCCAUAGAAGAAGGAAUCCGUGCGGUUCGGGUGCAGGUGUCCGAUGCAUCGCAUCUGCUGACGGACCAGAAGAAGCAAGUUGUCCAGUGGUAUGAGGAUGGGAAGAAGCAAACUAAAUUUAUUCGUGAUUACCUAAACGAAGAGGACAACACGAUGCCUCGUGUGGGUGCGAUAGCCAUCGGCGGUUUAGCGGGUUUGAUUUUCGGACUCCGAGGUGGAUUCAUCCGUCGUCUGCUGUACACGUCGGUCGGUGCCGGAGGCGUUGCGUCGGUCUGCUACCCCCAGGAAGCGGAACUGUACGCCCAGCAUGGUUUGGUAGAAGCGAAGAAAUUUGCCACCAUCGGCUACAACUUUGUGUACGGUGUGAAGCCCGGCGAUGAACAACUCGAACUGCCAACAAUUCCUACCAGCAUUGGUGAACUAAAAGACAGCGUUUCAGGACUUGCAAAAUCUGCAUAUAAUGUGGUGUUUCCUGAUAAAAAAUAAAUACUGACAGUACUAAAAUUGAUUGUGGUGACUUUGUUGGAAAAAUAUAUGGCAAAUGAAUAGUGAA